This is a messenger RNA of Pogonomyrmex barbatus (red harvester ant), 3744 nucleotides long. Its product is annotated as F-box only protein 32. Gene Ontology annotation, cellular component: nucleus; SCF ubiquitin ligase complex; cytoplasm. Gene Ontology annotation, molecular function: protein binding. Gene Ontology annotation, biological process: protein ubiquitination. The record is from RefSeq and is a predicted model, not a curated record. NCBI's taxonomy places the organism in Eukaryota, Metazoa, Arthropoda, Insecta, Hymenoptera, Formicidae.
GCGGCGCGAGACUGAGCGAGCGAGCGAGCCGAGCAAGUGAGCGAAGAAACGAGUCGUUCCGCGAGGCGCAGCGGACGCGCACGGCAUAUACUCGACGUCCGUGGACACGGCGAGGUGCGCCGUGCGCCGUCUCGGUAUUGCGAGUGUCGCUCUAAUCUCCCGUCGUUGUCGUCGUCGUCGUCGUCGUCAUCGUCAUCGUCAUCGUCAUCGCCCUCGCCUGCCUGGCUCUAAGAAUGCCGUUCAUAUCCAAGGACUGGCGCAGUCCGGGCGAGGAAUGGGUGAAGACGGUCGAGGGCUGGGAGAAGAAGAAGAUCCUCGAAUGCGCCAACAACAAAACUCUUUCGAUUCUCCUACGCGGCGAAAAAGAUGUCGGCGAUAAGAAGGAGAAAGACAAGAAGAAAGAAAACGCCGUCCAACCACAUUGUCACAUCACGCUGAAGUGUACACGCGAGAUUGCCGGCUUCAAUGGCCUGAGUGACGCCCUGAAGAGGCUGGAUUUCCUGUCUGCGGUACAUGACUGCCGUCGAUUCAAUUACAUAGUUCGUCUUCUAGAUCUCCUGGUCAGCCACAGAAUGGGCGGUUUAAGCGGAUGCGCUCAGAGAGUGCUCUUCAACAUGCUCGAGGAAGUCGCUCUGGAAGUGUCGCUAUCGCAACAGCAGACGGGAAGAUUGCGUCGUCUUAUAGAGAGAGUUCGGGCCUUCAGUGCUGGUUGCUGCUGGGGCGGUAGACCCUUGGGUUCCGUUAUCCUAUGGGAGAAGCAUAAAGCAGCUUUAGAGAGAAUCUUACAAAUUGCUUCGUCUAUCACCAUUACCCAGCCGGACGAGGAGCAGCAACCUCAAUGGUCGGAUCUACCGCCUGAGUGUCGUCGAGAAAUACUCUUGCGCUUAAGCGAUCCUCGAGACAUUGAAGCUUCGUCCGAGGCAUGCGAACAUCUUGCCGUUCUAGCGCAGGAACAACGAAUCUGGCGCGAGCUCGCCCAGUAUCAUUUCACGCCGCAGCAGAUUGCUAUCACGAGACAAAAUAAUCCCGGAAAAGACUGGAAAGUUAUAUUCACUAUUGCUCGAAGAUCAUUUGGAUUACGAGAGGAAUACGCCGAGAUGAUACAAUUAUGCCGCAAUUGUCGUUGCUUGUUCUGGCGAUCGUUGGGCCAUCCUUGCAUCGCGGAUCAGGAUCCGGCGUUUCAGGAGAAACUGGCGGACGUCGACCAGGCGUCCCUCCACGUGCCGAUCCCUCCGCAGACCUUCCUGAAAUUCUUCUCGCUGUGAAAACUCUCGCGACACGACUAUGUAAUAGCGUGUAAGAAUGCGUGGUGUGCGUGCGGAAAAAACGGAAGCGGUGACGUGACUGCUGAAUGAUUGCUGUUCGUUGAAUGCACGCGCGUAUACAUGAGAGAAAAUAAUAGAAUGAUGUUUUAAAAAAUGUUGCUCUGCACUUAGAGAGACUCUAAAACGUUAUCUUCUGAAAAAUAUAUUUAACUCGAGAUAUAUUCUCUCUUUCUCUUUCUCUCUUCUGUCUCUCAACAUACCGCAUGAACCUGAAAGAUAGAGAGCAGUACUAGGAAUAGUCCUUUGAGAAAUUCGACGCCGAUCUUAAUGACUAUUUGGAGGCCUAUUUAUUUAACGCGAAUGAGCUUGAACAUUUCAGAGACUCAAAAGCCGCCCAGAAUCAGGAAAACACAGACACGUGUGCCUGCACAAACGCCACUCGAUACGCGGAUCAAUAUCUUUUGAAACUCUAACUUUAACUAGUCUAUAAUUAACAAGUCGCUCAAGUUUCGUCAAGGGGAGGUCAAUUCCGAACUCUCUCUCUCUCUUUCUCUCUGGCUCAUUCUGUAUUUUGAUCGAGUACGAUUGAUAUUUUCUGGUCAUUGGAAUCUUCAGUGUAACACGAGAUUCCUGAUCUGCUUUCCUUUGCUUCAAGAUUCCUAUGGAUACGUUCUAAGAACGAUAAGGGAGGAUAUUUUUCAUUAUCCUUCGAAGUUAUGGUUGUAGAAAGUAGGCACUAGUCGUGUAAUGAUGUUGUUUGCGAUGAAAAAAAAAGUUAUCGCACGUCCGUUCAAAAAGAUCGCGCAAGGAUGUGUUAUCGACUCACACCGGCAUGCUUUCGGUGCACUCGAAGCCGACGAAUGACUACGUGUGAUUUUGCAGUAGCGCGCCUCGAGAGACGUCUUUGCUGAUAAUAGCGUUAUCCUUUAGCAUCAGUCUUUGUAAGUUCUUCGCCGAUUUAUUAACACUUGUUGUGCUAACGAGAUAUCUCGAAGUAGAUUUGAUCUUCAAUAGCAAGACUUACUUCUUUGUCUUAACAUGCGUUAUCUGAAACGAACCCGAUUUUAAUGAAAAAAAGCUAAAGGGAAUUUCUUGUGAUUGCAUGCGAAUGCGCUGUAAACAUUAAGAUAUUUUUUUUAUAUAUUAACGAAGACAAUCGGCUUUAUUCUCGAAGAAUACUCUCUUCUUCUGUCAUUGCAGAAUCAUUUCGAUAUUAAAAAUACAAAUAUAUAUUAAAAAUACAUGAAAAAUAGACAAAAAAGACCGUUAUAAUAUAAGAAUAAAAUAUGACUUUAAAACGCGACAUAUACGCCGGUGCAAUGAAGAGAAAUGCGAUUAUUUUUUUAGACAGAUUAAAAUAUUUUAGGUGCUCUAUUGCAUUUCGAAAUUGCAUUUAAGCAUUGCAUUAAUUAAUUAAAUUAAUAUUUGCGCUACUUUUAUUGUCUCCAACGACCAGCGAGCAUCCAGUGAUAAGCGUGUCGAUUUUAAGUAAUUUUAUCGUAAUGUAAGAUAUUGUUUUUUGUGCAAUUUCUGUCCUCUUUCUCUUCGUUUCUUUUUUAUUUUGUAGCGAUAUAACGAAUUGUAACAUACAUUUCCAAGCUGUCUCUGACUACAGAAACGACGAUUGUUAUCGUGAGUUUCGGAAGGACAGUUCGACGAUCGUCCCAGUGUUGUGAUGAACAUGUACAUUAGCUAACUUACAAAGUACAAAACAUAUAAAUCAUCAUUAUUGCCGAUCGAGAACAGACGCGUACAGGGAUCUCGAGAUUCCCUCUUGUCGUCAUCUAUACAGGGUGUUGUAGUUAAAGCAAUACACAGAGGAUAACAUAUAUACAUUCGAAUUUUCAUGUUCAGUAUGUUUGUUUCUUCGAAACUAGGUCCUACAUUCGCACUACUUAUCGCGGUGCGCGCGUUCGUAUUCAAGCUAUAAGCCGUCGGAAUUUUAAAUAAGAAAGACCUAAGUUACGAUAUGUAAUAUGUGACAAGAAAAAAAAAGAGUAAAUUACACUGCUGUAUUAUAUAUUUAUAUACAUAAAAUCGGAGAAUGAAAAAUCAUACUGCCAAAGCUGGAUGCUAUUGCAUUUACAUGAGACGAGCCGCGAAAUGUUAGACUUUGUGUAAAAUUUCUCCGCAUAGCGACUGGGACAAUUUUUUUGAUAUUCGCCGUUUUAUCCGUAACUUUGUGAGAAUCACUGCACGACUUAAAAAUGCAUUACUAACCUAGUCAGUAUAAAAGAGUGGCGACCAAAAUCGCGAUUGAAUCGCGAUCCUAACGUGGCUACGAGCUCCCGAGAAAGAUCCUGAGAAUUCCGGCAGCUCUCAAUUGUGUACAUUAAUAAUCCAACGAAUUGGUCCCUAAGGUGUGUACAUAUAUUAUAUGACUAUUAUAAAAGCGAUCGGGAUUAUUUUACUUACAUAAGCAGAUGUGUAGAGCAGUGUUGUGCAAAAUGCUUCAAAAAAUAAACUUUAUUUAAAUAUA